AUGGAAAGCGCCAAGCUUAACUUGUCUUCUCUUAAAGACAAGAUCUCUUCGAAGCUCACCCUGGGUGCAGCGAAGAAGGAGAAAAAGUCGGGUUCUAAGAAAACUGGCUCCCAAGAGUCCAGUAAGUCCUCUGACAAGAGAGACAAGAAACUGAAGGAUAAGAAGACCGAUAAGAAGGCACCAAAGAACAGGGAGGUUACCGAAGAUGAAAAUGAGGACGAAGACAAAGUCCUUGAACGUGAAGCAUUAGCUCUUGGUGCAACCAAGGAAGAUCUUGCCCUUGUGAAUGGCUUGAAUGAGGACCAGAGCGAUGAGGAAUUUGCUGAUGCGGGAACCGACAAGAACCUCAAUUCAGAAUUAGCCAGUUUCAUGAAAGGCCUUGGUCUUUCUGGCGAGGUAGACGUUGUUGAAGACGAUGAUGUCUCUGAAUUGGAGGAAGACAUUCCAGAUUUAGUUGAAGAUGAAGCCUCCCAAGAGAAUGAAGAAGAGGAGGAUGAAGAAGAAGAAGAGCAAGAAGCAGAACAACCAGCUAUCCCUGCUAAGUCUGCUUUGCCUACCGCAGAAGCAGAAGUUGGAGAGCUUAUCAAGCCAAAGUCAUAUAAGAUUGACGAUGUCAGGUCCGUCAAGAGCGCUAAGCUUAAGAUCGAGAACAGAGUCGACUGGUUUAACAUCGAAGUUGAGCAGACCGAACCAGAAAAACUUGACCGUUUCGCUCUUGAGAGACUUAACGACAAGGCCAAGGAAAUCAUCGACAACGAGAACAAGACAUAUUUGCAAGAGUUCUCCUCAGACAACUCCCAGAAAAAGUUUUUGUCUCAGAUUCUUGCUGAUGGUACAUUGAACGAUAAAAUCUCCGCAUUGACCUUGUUGGUUCAAGAAGCCCCAUUGCAUAACAUAAAACCAUUCGAAACGCUUCUAAAUUACUGUGAGAAGAAGUCAAGAACUGCUGCAUUGCAAGCUGUGAACGCCAUGAAAGAUUUGUUCAUCAACAGUCUUCUUCCAGAUAGAAAGCUUGUCGCAUUCAACAAAGCGCCACUUACUCAAACUGCAAGUGACCUGAAGUUGGCUAUUGCUUAUUACGAAGAUUUCCUCAAGAAAAGCUACUUCAAGUUUAUCCAAGUGCUUGAAUACUUGAGUCAUGAUCCAAUUUUGCAUGUUCGUAUGACCGUUCUUUCGCAUAUUUUUGACUUGUUGACUGCUAAACCAGAGCAGGAAGUGAACUUGCUCAGACUUGGUGUCAACAAACUCGGUGAUAUUGAUAAUAAGGUUGCCGCAAAGACUUCCUACCAGAUCCUUCAGCUCGAGCAAGCCCAUCCAGCCAUGAAGAAAAUUGUCGUGGAUUCUGUCACUGACAUGGUGUUACAAAAGCAGAGUGAGUAUCAUUCUCAGUAUUACACUAUUUUAACCCUCAACCAAACGAUUCUCUCUAAGAAUGAAAUCGACCUUGCCAACUCUCUUGUCAAGACUUACUUCUCGUUGUUUGAGAAACUUUUGGUUGAGAGUGAUCCUGCUCUCAAAGAUAAGAAAGAGGACAAGACAAUGGGUCAAAGUGAACGUGGUAGAAAGAAUAACAGAAGACAAUUCAAGAAGGGUAAGAAGGGAGGCAAAUCUGAGAAGGUUCAGGAAAAGACUGAAGAAGAAGUUAUCGAAGAAAGGUCUUCCAAGAUGUUCUCUGCAAUCCUUACUGGUUUGAACCGUGCUUUACCAUACUCUGAUCUUCCGUCUGACAUUUACAUGAAGCACAUGGAGACGCUUUACAAGAUCACCCAUUCCACCAACUUUAAUACUUCCGUCCAAGCUUUGGUGUUGGUGUACCAUAUUAUUUCCGAACAAGAUUUGGAGUCUGACAGAUAUUACAGAACCCUUUACGAGUCCUUAAUGGAUCCUAGAUUGGUCAACUCAUCGAAGCAAGGUAUCUACUUGAACUUGCUUUUCAAAUCCUUGAAGCACGAUAUCCACAACAUGCCUCGUAUUCUUGCUUUUGUCAAGAGAAUCUUGCAAGUGUCUUCCCAUUGGGUUAAUGUCGCUGUCAUCACCGGUAUGAUGUUCCUUCUUAUGGAGUUGAGCAAGACUUAUCCACAAAUUGUCGAACUUAUGGAAGCUGUCAAAGACAGACCAGAUUUCCCAACGGAUGAGAUAAAUGAUUCCGAGAAAGAAGUGAAGAACGAGGUGGAGAAAGAGAAGGAGUACGAUCCAAAGAAAAGAAACCCUUCUUACGCAAACGCUGAGAACUCUUGUCUCUGGGAAAUGAACCACUUUGUGCUGCACUAUCAUCCUACAGUCUCCAUUUACGCAGACUCUUUCCUCACUGGAAAGCCUCAACCAAAGCCAGACUUGGGUCUUUACACUUUGGCCCACUUCUUGGAUAGAUUUGUCUACAAGAAUGCUAAAGCAAAGGGUACUACAAAAGGUUCUUCCAUUAUGCAGCCUUUGGGUGGUGGCCACACAGGUUCCCUUUUAAUGAAAGCUACGAAUAUGAAGUCCAACGAAGUGCCAGUUAACACCGUGAACUGGUUAGCCAAGAAGGCUGAAGAGGUGAGACCAGAUGAAAGGUUCUUCCAUCAAUACUUCACUGGUGAUACUUCCAAGAUCAGAAACAAGAGAGCACAAGCUAAGCUUGAGGGUGACGAUGAAGAGGAUGAUGAGGAGAAACUCGCUAUGCAUGACGACGAAGUUUGGGAAGCGUUGGUCAAGUCACAACCUGACGUCGAGGGUGAUGAUUUAUCAGAUGAAGGUGGCUUUUCUGACUUUGAUGAAGCAGACUUUGGUGACAUGAGUGACGACGACGACGAUGCAGAUGCCGAUGCCGAUACCGCAGCGCUUGCUGAGGCGUUCGGCGAGGAUGAUGAUAUUUCGGAGGGUGAGUUAGCUGCUUUUGAUGAGGCAGAGUUCGAGACCAAUAACGCAUCAGACGAUGAAAAUCUUAACAGCGACGAAAGUGCUGUUGAAGAUGAUGCCGAUGAGGAUGAAGAUGAAGAUGUGUUCGGCGUUAACGAUGAAGAUGAAUAUGAUAGUGAUGAGGCUGUUGCUGAAGAAUCUAGCAAGAAGAGAAGCCGAGAUGACACGGCAAAGAAGCUGAAGAAGCCCAAGUUACUGAGCUUGCCUACAUUUGCAGAUGCAAGUGACUAUGCCAAGUAUUUAGAGUCUGACGAAGAGUAA
Molecule: messenger RNA, 3159 nt
Organism: Candidozyma haemuli
Lineage: Eukaryota; Fungi; Ascomycota; Pichiomycetes; Serinales; Metschnikowiaceae
Gene: MAK21
Product: RNA-binding ribosome biosynthesis protein
Exons: 1
Coding region: 1-3159 (1052 amino acids)
Cellular component (GO): nucleus
Source: RefSeq, a predicted model, not a curated record